AUGAAAUCUGCAGAUCACAGUAGUUCGAGCUAUUUGCCAGGUCCGACGAUGCUGAAUCCUACAGAUUCUGCCUCUUGUGCAGAUAACACAAGCUUGCCCGCUGGAAAACGCUCUUGUAGCUGCGAAAUCAGUUCGAUGAGUUCCCGCGAAAUCAAGACUGGAAGGAAGGGCCCUAGUAGAAGAGCUCGAGGUUCUAGAUUAAGAAAACCAAGAUUUCGGUUUCCGAGAAAUCUGAAGACAGAAGGCACGAAUUAUGACCUGAUCACCUCCGUUGAGUAUUUGAAUGAAAAGUACGGAAUCAGAAAGAGCCACUACAUUGAAAAGUUCCUGAAGUGUAUCCACCGGAAAAUUGAUUACGACGUUAACAGGCUGAGCGAUAAGUUUGUAAACUCUUUAAACCCGUGGAUUAAAAUCAAACUUUUCUUACUGUUGGUAACGUUGUCCCAAAGAGGUGGUCCUGAAUAUUGGAUGGACAAGAACGAGCAGAACCAUGCAUCUCCGGUUAAGGGCAAGCAGAAGCAGGAGCGGAGGGAUGGCGAAGAAGAUGCAAUCUUUUCUUUAACCGAACAGGUUAUGAGAUACAACAUUAACGAAGAUUUUACCGAGAGUGCGUAUGAUGAAAACUACGUCUUCUCGUCGAUCUGGGCCAACUUCAUGGAAGGAUUGAUAAACCACUAUUUGGAACAGGUCAUUGUACCACACUCAGAGAUGAAAGUUUGCGAGCAGCUCUACAAACCUAUGAUGAAGAUUAUUUCGCUUUAUAAUGAGUAUAACGAGUUGAUGGAAAAGAGCGAGCGCAAUGGGUUUUUACCCUCCAGGUGUGAUACACGGGAGGGCUUGAUAUCUGAGGACGAUGAGGAAGCGACGCAGAAUAUGGCUGAAAGCAGCAGCGGCGACGGCUCAACUCAGGAGCGCCUGCAACGAGCUCAGAAGCUUUUGUGGCAAGCCCGCCAGGAUAUACCGAAAACAAUCAGUAAAGAGCUCACCCUGUUAUCGGAAAUGUAUUCUACCUUAUCGGCAGACGAACAAGACUACGAAUUGGACGAAUUUGUUUGCUGUGCGGAGGAAUAUAUAGAGCUGGAAUACUUGCCGAGCUUGAUAGAGGUCCUCUUUGCCAACUGCGGCGGCAAUAAUUUCUGGAAGAUUAUGAUCGCUUUGGAACCGUUUUUCUACUAUAUUGAAGGUAUUAGUGAAGAUGAAGAUAAAGAAGAUGACUCAAAUUCUGCCGCAUACCUGAACACAGACAAGGAUACUACCGAAGAUUUGGGCUCUCAGAGCUUCAAGCCGGAUCAAAGAGUAGUGAUCCUGGAAAAGAUCUGCGAGGUUGCCGCAAGACAAAAAUGGAUAUAA
This is a messenger RNA of Torulaspora globosa, 1350 nucleotides long. It is a transcript of the gene AAN1, whose product is annotated as Aan1p. Bases 1 to 1350 code for a protein of 449 amino acids. The transcript has a single exon. Lineage: Eukaryota; Fungi; Ascomycota; Saccharomycetes; Saccharomycetales; Saccharomycetaceae. The record is from RefSeq and is a predicted model, not a curated record.